AUGGCCGAUGAGGAGGAGACCAAGAAGUAUGAUGUCCCCUUGAUCCGCUUGAAAGACUGCUCCAGUCAGCUAGACACAGAUGACUUGGACGAGGAAGAGCGGAAAGCCUUGGCGGAAGUCUCGAAGAAGGGCUACUACCACGCCCGACCCAAGACGCAGGAGGCUCCCUCGCCCCAGCGCAUCGAGAACCCAGAGGAGCUGCCUCAGGCCCGACCAACCACCUCGAUUCGCAAGCGGACGACGUUCGAUACUUUUCAGAAGAAGUGGGACAAGUUCGACAAGGAGGAGCCUGAGCUCAAGGUGGUCGAGCCACAGAAACCUGUGGAAGAGCCACCUGCCCGGUCCAGCUUCUCCUGCUGCCGGAGGAAGAGGACAGCAGAGGGCCAGGAGGGCAACGGCAAGGAGAAGUAUGGACAGGAUUACCUUCGAAGAGGCGUCCAGCGGAUGACGAACCAUCAGAGUUCUGAUGUUACACUCCGAAGCGAACGGGAUGAACUCAUCGAUCUCAUCACGGCCGCAGGGGGCGGAAGCUUGAUGAGGGGCUGGAGGCAAGCUCUGGAUCCCCAAGGCGAACUCGAGGUGGACUAUGAUGACUUCUGCCGUGUGACAGGGCAGUGGCGCUGGGUCGGCGACAUCAAUGCCCUUUUCGGGGGCGAUGGCGACCUAGACCACCUCUCCUUGAUGGAGAUUGCCAACAAAGAAGGAAAGCUGAUGAACAACUUCAUGCGGUGGAUCAGGGAUGAGUUUGGUUCUCCGGCAGAUUUCUUCCUGGCCCUGGACGCCAACAAGAAGGGAAAGGUGGCGCGGCACACCUUCGUCUCCUUCUGCGUGAAUCGCGAUUUCAAGGCUUCUGAGGCGGACUUGAACCGAGUGUUCGAUUGCAUCGACACAGGCGAUAUCGGCUCCAUCGUGAAAGAGGACUGUAUAUUCCUGGAGCUGGAUCCAAUGAAGCGAAACGAGGAGCGCCAGCGAGGCGGCCUCGUGAGGGAGUGGAAGCAGCGCGCAGCCAUGGAGUUCCUGCAAAACGCACGAACUGGCUUGAAGCCCCUCCCUGGAGAGGAAAGUGUAGCUUUGCCCGAGCGCCACCGGCUCGCCCCCCGGCCCUGGCAGGCCGGUGCUUUCGAGCAGAUUCCCAUGGUCGUUUGCCAGCGGCGAUACGAGCGGGAGCGGGACACGCGCUUCAAGCGUAAGUGCGCGCGGGCGACUUUCUUGAAGCAGAUCUGCAUCUCCUAUGGAAACGAGGUCCGUGCCCUUCGCCGCGAUAUCAAGCCCGGAGGCCACCACAUGACCUUGACCGACAUUCGGAAGUAUUGUCGGCAGGUUGAUCUUCCAGUGGAAAUCUCCCACCUUUGGCAGAGCUUAGAUACCGACUCGGAUGGCAAGGUCCGCAUGGAGGAGCUGUGCUCCCCGCGUGCUGAAGUCCUCGCCAAGUUCAAAGAGUGGAGCCGCCAGAAAUUCGGCACCGCCAUGGCACUUUGGGAGACCCCAGAGGCCGUCCGGGCUCGAGCUCGUUGGCGAGGGCAGGGCCUCUGGAUUUCAGAUACCAAGAUGCUCAUCCCUGCUUUCGGCGAGGCGCUGCGCGAGCUCGAGUGGCCCGGAAUUCACUGCCAGGAGGAGCGGUCUUACGUGUUUAGCUCCCUGGAUUCCAUGGGCUGCAACCUGAUCACUCCGGAAGAUCUUGCCUGGCUAGACAGGUGGAUCCCCUCGGAGUUCCUGGCGGCAGAUCCAAGCCCAACGGCCUGGGCCGACCUCAAGGAGAUCCUCGUCAAGACGUACCAGCACCCGCUGCGUGCGUGGCGCAUCCUGGACAGGGACAACUCCAACCGCAUCGCUUGGACUGAGUUCCGAGACGUUUGCAAGAAGGUUCACUUUACCGGAGAUAUAGUCGGAGCGUGGCGUAUGCUUGAUACUGACAUGUCUGGCUACAUCUCCAUGCGGGAGUAUGAUCCAUCCAGCGAAGAGCUUCUCACCUCCUUCAAGGAAUGGGCAGACUCGAAUUUCGGAUCGGUUCGGCACUGCUUCAAGGCUUUAGACAGCGAUCGGAGUGGGUCGGUCACCUACGCCGAGCUCAAGUGCGUUAUCGGUAUCUCACGAUUUGGGCGUGCGGGUCUACUUCAGUGCCCUCAUCCAUUGGCUGCGUUGAGUCUGGAGAAGCAAACCCGGCCAAGUCCCAACCGCAGCACCGUCAACACUUUCCUGGUGAAGUGGGUGGGAACACCUUACACCGAAAACCCUACAGAGAUAUCUUUGUCAGCCUGGCAGAUGAAGUGGAUGGGCAAUGUGCGCACGUUGUUCGACUGCCUCGACCUGGAUUCCGCAGACCGGCCGCUCACUUACGUCAGCGAUUGA
Molecule: messenger RNA, 2349 nt
Organism: Symbiodinium sp. CCMP2592
Lineage: Eukaryota; Dinophyceae; Suessiales; Symbiodiniaceae
Source: the annotation of a GenBank genome assembly